Molecule: messenger RNA, 2588 nt
Organism: [Torrubiella] hemipterigena
Lineage: Eukaryota; Fungi; Ascomycota; Sordariomycetes; Hypocreales; Clavicipitaceae
Source: the annotation of a GenBank genome assembly
CUGCAGGGUUAGGCCACUAUGCCGCUUAUAGCAUGUGGCAGCUAAUGCUUUAGCUUGUCGGGCUGGUUUUUGCUCCGUCUCGUGCCAUUCUGAAGUUUUUUCUUCUCCCUCGGUGGAAUCAAUUUGGCAAUUCGGCAAAGUAGAGGUACCGCAAGGAUAUGGCUGGAAGAGGCGUCCCACCAAUUAGGUCCUGCUAGCUUGUUUUCAGCCUGUGGCGUCCAUCCUAGUGUCCUUCUCACGUUAUCUGAUCCGAAGCUGGUAGUCUUUGGUGUCCCGCUGUCUGUGUUUUCCGCCCUUCGUCGCUCUUUUCCCACGUCUCUUUUUUUUUUCAUGAACCACCCACCAAACCUUGACUCGCUUCUGGAAAGACUCUAUCACAUGGCCGAUCGGCCGGUAUUACCCGUUUUCUUAUAGCCUCUUCCUUCUAUCCGUCCCAACGGUGUAGACGAGCAAGCCAAGUCUGCCGCUGCACCCUUCCCCACCACCAUCAUCGCACCCCAAUUCUGAUCCCACCCUACCUUCAAUACUCUUCCUCUUUCUUUCUUUCUUAUUCUUGCUCACUGCUGGCUUCAAGUUUACCUUCUCAUAUCUGCUCACAACUGGUGUACCAUCGCAAAGUCUCUCUGCUUAUAAUGGCCGUCCUCCGAGCUUCAUGGCUUGCGGCGGCGUUUGCCUUGCCUUGGCUCGCACAAGCCGAAACUGUUGUCCAUGACUUCAACAUCACUUGGGUUCGCGCCAACCCAGAUGGCAUGUUCGAGCGUCCAGUCAUUGGUAUCAACGGAAAAUGGCCCAUCCCGACAAUCAACGUCACACUUGGUGACCGUGUUGUCAUCAAUGUCAACAACCAGCUCGGCAACCAGUCCACCUCGCUGCACUUCCACGGUCUCUUCAUGAACGGCACCAAUCAGAUGGAUGGCCCUUCAGGUGCAACCCAGUGCCCAAUUCCAGUCGGAUCAUCCUUCACGUAUAACUUCACUGUCGAACAACCCGGAACUUACUGGUACCACUCUCACACAAACGCGCAAUACCCGGACGGUCUUCGCGCUCCUUUCAUUGUUAACGACCCCAAGUCCCCAUACAACGGUAAAUAUGACCAUGAACAGGUCCUUACCCUUUCCGACUGGUACCAUGACGAGAUGCAAGACAUGAUUCCCGUCUUUAUGAGCAAGGUCAACCCUUCUGGCGCUGAACCAGUUCCCGACUCUUCUCUCAUUAAUGAGCAGCGUGAUCUCCAGCUCUCUGUUGAGCCUGGCAAGACAUACCUCUUCCGUACCAUCAACAUUGGUGCCUUUGCUAGUCAGUAUCUUUGGAUUGAAGGGCACAAAAUGCAGGUUGUCGAAGUCGACGGUGUUUAUACCGAGGCUGCUGAAACAGACAUGAUCUUCAUUGCUGCUGCGCAGCGUGUUAGCUUUCUCGUCACCACCAAGAACACAACUGAUGCCAACUUCCCUAUCGUCGCCGCAAUGGAUACGACCCUUUUUGAUCAAACUGACCCCGAUGCCGACUACAACGUAACUGGAUGGUUCACCUACGACAAGACCAAGGAUCUACCCAAGCCCACUCUUCUCGACGAGUUCAAGCCCCUGGAUGAUAUGACACUCGUACCAUUCGAUCAUCAAGAACGUCUCCCGGAGCCCGACCGCAUCGUGGAACUUGAUGUCAUCAUGAAGAACCAAAAGAACGGUGCCAACUAUGCCUUCUUCUCCAACAUCACCUACACAAUGCCCAAGGUCCCCACCUUGUAUACUGUCAUGUCUGCGGGUGAUCUUGCAACAAACCCCGAGGUGUACGGAACAUACACUCACCCUUUCGUUCUUAAGAAGGGCGAGAUUGUGCAGAUUGUCGUCAACAACCUGGACAGUGGUAGACACCCGUUCCAUCUUCACGGACACCACUUCCAGGCUGUCUACCGCUCUGAGGAAGAAGCCGGCACCUUUGCUGAUCUCAAUGUUACGGAAGAUAGCCUCUCCAAGACGCCAAUGCGCCGUGAUACCAUGGUUGUUUGGCCCCAAGGAAACAUCGUGCUUCGUUUCCGCGCUGACAACCCCGGUGUUUGGCUUUUCCAUUGCCACAUUGAGUGGCACGUUGUUUCUGGCCUGUUAGCUACCUUUAUCGAAUCUCCUCUCGAUAUCCAAAAGCAAGCAGCUAUUUCAAAGGACCAUCUUGCUGCAUGCGAAGCGGGUGGUAUACCCACCAAGGGCAAUGCCGCAGCGAACAGCGCCAACUUCCUUGACUUAACUGGUGAAAAUACCCCGCCAGGCGAUCUCCCAGAUGGUUUCACUUCAAGGGGCAUUGUGGCCUUCGUUUUCAGUUGGAUUACUGGCAUCCUCGGAGUCUGUGUCGUGGCUUGGUACGGCUUAUCCCAGCCCAAGUCUGCUGCGUACUCUCGUCCCAUAGAGAUUGUUGAGGUUGCCAAUCAGGAGAAUGAUGGUGUAGCGGCUACCAACGAGGGAGCUGUGUUGACAACGGGCGCCGAGACCUCACAAAGAAGCUAAAGAGCAACCUUUCCUGACAGCCUGCACAGUCGUUAAGAGCUGCUAGUGUAUAUCUGAAUCUAUAAUAAAGUUUAUUCAUUGGAAGUAUCACAG